Messenger RNA from Centruroides sculpturatus (bark scorpion), 2015 nucleotides. Its product is annotated as angiotensin-converting enzyme-like. Gene Ontology annotation, biological process: proteolysis. The transcript is spliced from 11 exons. Bases 78 to 1910 code for a protein of 610 amino acids. Gene Ontology annotation, molecular function: metallopeptidase activity; peptidyl-dipeptidase activity. The record is from RefSeq and is a predicted model, not a curated record. Gene Ontology annotation, cellular component: plasma membrane. Lineage: Eukaryota; Metazoa; Arthropoda; Arachnida; Scorpiones; Buthidae.
GCAUUAUUACGUUUAAACACAACAGUUUCAAGUGAGAUGAAUUAAUUUCACGUAUUAAUGGAGCAUAUACGAGAACAAUGAACACGUUUACUCUUUUGAUAAAUGGAUUUUUAAGCUUUUUUAUGCUACUCGUGAUGUACCAUCGAGUCGUUGAUUGCAACAUUAAUCAUGAAAAAAUAGAACGAAUGAUCGAACGCAACAUGAUAAAAUUAGAAUCUGAAUAUCGUUUUAUGAUGUGGUUACUGCAGACUUUAGAAUGGAAUUAUGCUGUUAACAUGACGGUGGCUAAUGGUAAAGAAAAAGAUAAUUUCGAGACUUUAUUCAGCGAGUGGAUGAGCAAAUGGAAGUCAUGGGCAAAAAAUCUCCCAUAUAUUCCUACAAAUAAAGUUUACAGAAGAAUUAUUAAAAUAAUGGCUAAUGGGAUCGUUUUUUCAUCACCAGAAAUGGCUAAACGUACUUCAGAAUUGCGGAAUUCAAUGGCUGCCAUUUAUGCAAGAGGACAAGUGGAUUUGAGUCAACUUCGUUUGCAGUUAUUGGGAGAAGAAGAAGUAGGAUUUGCCAUGUCUAAAGUGAAAAAUCCUUCAGUUUUAAAGAAGUUAUGGCGUGAGUGGAGAUAUACCGUGGGAAACAGGAUAAAACCGCUAUUUUUACAAUUAGUAUCAUUGCUUAACACUGCAGCUAGGGAGAAUGAUUACCACGAUAUUGGAGAGAUAUGGAGAUCCGAAUUGGGAAUAGACGAUUUAAUUGCGGUUGCCCAUCAAUUAUGGGGUAAAGUAUCAGAUUUCUACUACAACAUACACGCAUUUGUGAGAAGACGAUUGAUGAAAGUGUACGGUAAACAAUACUUUAACAACGACGGCAUCAUACCCGUUCAUCUAUUAGGAAGCCUCUGGGGAGAUAAUUGGGAAUCUUUAGGAAAUUUCGUCCUUCCAUACCCUAACGUGACAGUUCCUGACAUCACUGAAUCUAUGCUUAAACGAAACUUAACAGUUAAAGAUAUGCUAAAGAUUUCAGAACGAUUUUAUACAUCUAUGGGUAUGUUUCCCAUGACUAAAUCAUUCUGGAAGAAUUCAAUGUUUGUAAGACCGCAGGAUAAAAGAGCUAUCGAUUGUCACGGUUCUGCUUUUGAUUUUUCUAUUAACGACGAUUUUAGGAUUAAGAUAUGUGCGGAAAUAACGGAAAAGGAUUUGAGAACUAUCAUACACGAAAUGGGGCACGUGGAAUAUUUCAUGUCCUAUCGAAUACAACCAAUGAUUUUUCGAUCGGGAGCCAAUUCGGCAUUUCACGAAGCUAUAGGAGAAACUAUGGUUUAUUCGGCAUUUAGCCCUAAGUGCUUAAAGCACUUUGGACUAUGGAACGGAGCAACGUUAUCCAAAGAACAAGAAUUGAACUUAUUAAUGCAACGAGCAUUGGCCAAAGUAGUUUUCCUCCCCUGGUCGCUUCUCAUAGAUCUUUGGAGAUACGAAGUAUUCGAAGGAAGAUUAUCUUCCAGCGAUAUGACUAAAAGAUGGUGGGAACUAAGGAAGUAUUAUCAAGGUGUAGGCCCUCCUUCAGAAGAAGAUAUAAAGGAAUUCGAUCCUGGAACUAAAUACCACGUGGCUAACAAUGUACCUUACAUCAGAUACUAUUUCAGUAGAUUUCUUGAACAUCAGAUUCACGAAUCUCUUUGCCGCAUGUCAGAAUCCACAGACGAAUCCCUACACCAUUGUUGUCUGUAUGGCGCAACACAAGCAGGUUCGAUUUUGAGAAAAGCUCUGUCUUUAGGUUCCUCCAGAUCUUGGCAACACGUAUUGAAAUUGAUAACUGGUAAAGACGAAAUGAGCGCCGAUUCUCUUCUAAAAUAUUAUCGUCCCUUAUACGAAUGGCUAAAGAAUGAAAAUGGUAAUGAAGGAGAUUUAGGAUGGAAAUAAACAUAAAUUAUCUCGUUAUUUUAAUACGUAGUAAACCAUUUUAUGUAACCUAUUUAAUGAAUAGUUAAUAAAACAAUAAAAGCAUCAAAAUGUAACAAUUUUAUC